UCCGCGGCCUCGGGCGGGCCAAGUGGGCCGCGUGUCCGGCGCGUCGGAGGCGAGCUCGGAAACGGCGCAGAGAGACCGAUUGUCGGAGAGCGGGGUGGAUCAGAAUGGUGGACCGUGUGGAACUCAGUGGACUCGUCCUGUGAUCUGUGGAACUGCGUAGAGUUCAGUGCGGUGCUCGGAGUUACAUUCGAUGGAUUAUGCCCGUCCAAAGCGAGUAUCUAAGACCUCACCAAUAUUAUUCUUCCAUUCAUUUUCGCAAAAGAAAUGCCUGUUCAUGUGCUGCGCAAUGAAAAUCAUGAGCUAUGCAAGCAAACAAAAACUACAAAAAUAUGCGAUCUAAGCAAACAAAGACACAUGCAAUGAAACCACAUGUGUAAGUCGUGGUUAAAUCAAAUCCUAAAAGAAAAUAAUCUAACCAGAAAUGCUAAACCAGAGUAGAUCUCAGCCGGCGGGUAUCGUUUGUUGAGAGGAGCGCUGCGCAGUGCGCACCUUCGAGUCCGUGCAGGAGGGGGCCGGCGGCGGCGGCUGGCAGUGCGAGUGACCCGGGCCUCUGCCACAGUCUGCCGGCCGCGGGCCGCUGAGGACGGCGCCGGUGGUUGUGGUCGACGCGCUGCAGCGCCGCUCCCCACCCGAGUAACGCGAGCCCGAAGCCAUGCUGGGCGGUUCGGCUAGAUGGGGGCGCUGGUGGCCGGCCCGAAGCCCCUCCCCCGAGCGGCGCCGCGGGCGGAGCGGUGCCGUGCCGCGGGCGCCCAGCUCCAGUCAGCUCGUGGUGGAGACCGAUCGGAGCUGUAGCGAGCCGGACCUUCCGGCUGCCGCGGAGCUGGACCUCCCGUCGGACCGGGCCGGCGCGGCCGGCGCCGAGGCCGGCGCCCGCCCGCGCGCCAGGACCUUCUCUCUGACGAGGCUCCACUACAGCGUCUACCUUGAGCCAGACGCAGAGAAGGCGGCGGCGGCGGCGGCGGCCACCCUGCCCAGGACCCGCCCUCCCAUCACUAUCAUCGGAGAGGAGACGCGAGUCACGGACGAUGAGCCCGUCGAAGAGCGCAAGCAGAGACGCAAGAAAAAGCCGCUCCGUAAGUUUUUGAGCGUUGACAAUUUGCGCAAAAGCGUGCGCAAGAGCAAAGAACGGAUGCAGGGCAUCGACGAAGCGUUGCGCAGGCAGGCGCGCAACACACUGCGGCGCAUGCGCACAGACCGAAAGGGCUUUAGCCCUGCGGGUACGGCGUCCCCCUCAGUGGCGGCGCAGGAGCUGGCGGAGUCGGAGGCGGAGCCCCGUCCAGAGUCCGCAGGGGAAACUGACGAGGCUGCGGAGCAAGCACGGCCAGAGCCCCCGCCGCGGAACGAUAUCUCGUUCUGCGAGGACUCUGCGACAACCAGCGACGAGCCGUGCGCCUCACCGGUGCCCCCCGAGCUCAGCAUCCGCCACGAGUUAGCUAUGGUGCAGGGGGCCAGUGACCCGACCGACGCCAGCGCCGUGCCGCGGCCGGACGAGGAACCAGCGGCCGCCAGCGCCGGCCGAGGAGGCGUCGGCUUCAGUGAGCACACUCGGGCGACGGAGGGCGGCGUCAUGGACACGGCCGGCAAACGAGAGAGGGGCGCGUCGGCCGCCAGCGACCCGGAGCGCUCCGACGACCACCUGCCCCCAUCGGCGAGCCCGCCGCCGCCGCCGCCCGACGCCAAAUCUGCCCCUCUGGCCGCGGCCGAGCCGGCGCCGGCCACCGACCCUGACGAACAGGUGGAGAAAGCCGAACAGGCGAUAGAGGACCAGGAGCGAGUGCGACCUCAGCGGCCGGCCGAUGUCCCAGAUAACGAGGUGAGUUUGGUCGGCGAUAGUGAGGUGAGUUGGUCGAUCGACAGUGGCCGGCCGCGCCGACCCUCGGCCGUCUCGUACGCGCCUCUCCCCGGACCCCGCGCCGCGCCGCGCCGGUCCCGGCCGGCCUGGGCGGCCCGUAUCGGAGAUGCGUAUCACUAG
Messenger RNA from Amphibalanus amphitrite, 1972 nucleotides. RefSeq names its product cell surface glycoprotein 1-like. The transcript is spliced from 2 exons. The coding region runs from base 653 to 1972 and encodes 439 amino acids. NCBI's taxonomy places the organism in Eukaryota, Metazoa, Arthropoda, Thecostraca, Balanomorpha, Balanidae. The record is from RefSeq and is a predicted model, not a curated record.